AUGGCGUCCUCCGAGUCCGCGCCGGCUGUCACUCCCGGCGCCGCGGAGGGCGAGGAGGAGACGAUACUCUAUGACUUGCUGGUCAACACCGAGUGGCCCCCGGAGACAGAAGUGCAGCCUAGAGGCAAUCGAAAACAUGGUGCAUCCUUCAUCAUCACAAAAGCAGUUCGAGAUCGCUUAUUAUUUUUACGCCAGUACAUCUGGUACAGCCCUGCACCCUUUUUGCUCCCUGAUGGACUGGUUCGCUUGGUUAAUAAACAGAUAAACUGGCAUUUGGUCCUUGCAAGCAAUGGAAAGCUUUUGGCUGCUGUUCAAGAUCAGUGUGUGGAGAUCAGGUCUGCCAAAGAUGAUUUUACAUCUAUUAUUGGGAAAUGUCAAGUUCCAAAAGACCCGAAGCCCCAGUGGCGGCGUGUGGCCUGGAGCUACGACUGCACGCUGCUGGCCUACGCCGAGAGCACCGGCACCGUGCGGGUGUUCGACCUCAUGGGGAGUGAGCUCUUCGUGAUUGCCCCGGCAUCGAGUCUAGCAGGUGAUUUGAGCUAUGCCGUUGCUGGGUUGAUCUUUCUGGAAUAUAAAGCAAGUGCACAGUGGUCUGCAGAACUCUUAGUCAUCAAUUACCGAGGAGAACUUAGAAGUUACCUUGUAAGCGUUGGGACAAAUCAGAGCUAUCAGGAGAGUCACUGUUUCAGCUUCAGUGGCCGUCAUCCCCGUGGCGUCAGCACAGCGGCCUACCACCCCGGCCACAGACUUUUGUUGGUGGGCGGAUGUGAAGCUGCCGAAGUGGGCACCUCAAAAGCGUCCAGCGCUGGCCUCUCUGCCUGGAGGGUGCUGUCAGGGUCGCCUUAUUACAAGCAGGUCACCAGCGGCGGAGACACGGUUGCUGUGGUACCGAAGACUCUGGGAUUAUUAAGGAUGCUAAAUGUCAAGUUAUACAGUCACCCAGGACAAGAACAGGACGGGAUCUUUAAGAUGAGCCUCUCUCCAGACGGGACCCUCCUUGCAGCCAUUCACUUCUCAGGGAAACUAAGCAUCUGGGCCGUCCCAUCCCUGACGCAGCAAGGCGAGUGGAAUCAGCACGAGCAGCCAGGGUACGAUGACCUCAAUCCCGACUGGACACUCUCCACAGAGAAGAGGAAAAAAGUCAAAGAUAAAGAGUCCUUGUACCCGCUUGUCGAUGUGAAUUGGUGGGCGGACAGUGCCGUGAUCUUGGCUCGCUGCUCAGGGGCUUUGACUGUUUCCUCCGUGAAAACUUUGAAGAAUCUACUGGGAAAAUCCUGUGAGUGGUUUGAACUGGCACCUCAAGUCACCGCUGCCCACGACGGGGGAUUUUUAAGUUUGGAGUGUGAGAUCAAACUUGCCCCCAAACGCUCUCGUUUGGAGACGAGGGGUGCAGAAGACGACGAAGGGGAGGAGGACACCGACUCUGAUCAGGAAGUGUCUGCCAAGGCUCGCUACUUCGGUUACAUCAAACAGGGCCUGUACCUGGUGACCGAGAUGGAGCGGUUUGCCCCGCCACGGAAGCGCCCGCGGGCCAUCACCAAGCACUACCGCCUCGUGAGCCUGCGCUCCACCACGCCCGAGGAGCUGUACCACCGCAAGAUUGAGAGUGAAGAGUAUGAGGAGGCCUUGUCUCUGGCGCAGACCUACGGCCUGGACACUGACCUCGUGUACCAGAGGCAGUGGAGGAAGUCGGCGGUCAACAUCGCUUCCAUUCAGAACUACCUGAGUAAAAUAAAGAAACGGUCCUGGGUUCUUCAUGAGUGUCUGGAAAGAGUUCCUGAAAACGUAGACGCUGCGAAAGAGCUGCUGCAGUAUGGACUGAAGGGCACAGACCUGGAGGCGCUCUUGGCAAUAGGGAGAGGAGUGGAUGAGGGCAGAUUCACAUUACCUGGUGAGAUAGACAUCGAGGGCAUCUCCUAUGAGGAGCUCUUGCCUGAGGACGAGCCCGCCCAGAAUGCAAAGGAGAAGGAGCGCAGGAGGAGAGGAGAACUGCUUCGCUUAGUGCACUUUUCAGAAUUAACGCUGGAACAGAAGGAACUCUGCCGUUGUAGACUGAAAUUAUUAACCUACUUAGACCGGCUGGCCACCUAUGAGCAAAUCCUAGGAGUGCCCCAUGCAUCCGAACAGAGAUAUGACGCAGAAUUCUUCAAGAAGUUCAGAAAUCAGAAUAUUGUUCUCUCAGCAAGAACUUACGCGCGGGAAAGUAACGUACCGGCCCUGGAGAUUCUGUUCACCUACCACGGGUCGGACCUGCUCCCUCAUUGCCUCGCCAUCCUCUCCAACUUCCCCGAGACCACGUCCCCUCACGAGUAUGCUGCUCUGCUGCCCGAAGCUUGUUAUAGCGGUGACUCCUUGCUGAUCAUUCCUUGGCAUGAACGGAAACACCGAGAUAAAGAUUGGUGCGAGGAGGCGGCGUGCAGAAUGGUUGUUGAGCCGAGCCUCCAAGACGAGAGUGAAUUCUUGUACGCUGCUCAGCCUGAGUUACUGAGGUUCAAGACCACCCAGCUUGCAGUAGAGAGCGUGAUGGACUGGUACCAGACCCGAGCAGAGGAGAUAGAGCAUCAUGCUGGACAGGUUGACUGUGCAUUGUCCCUUGUUCGGCUGGGGAUGGAGCGGAACAUCCCUGGCCUGCUGGCCCUGUGUGAUGAUUUGGUUACUCUGGAAGUGCUCGUCUACGAAGCUGGCUGUGACUUAACCCUGACCUUGAAGGAGCUCCAGCAGAUGGAAGACAUUGAAAAGCUACGGUUACUGAUGAAUAGUUGUUCCGAGGACAAGUACGUGACAGGUGCCUACCAGUGGAUGGUCCCGUUCCUCCACCGCUGUGAGAAGCAGGCCCCGGGCGCGGCGCAGGAGCUGCUGAAGGAGUACUUGGUAACGUCAGCCAAAGGGGACCUGAGACUUCCCCUGAAGAUAUUUCAGCAUUCCAAGCCAGACCUGCAGCAAAAAAUUAUUCCUGACCAGGACCAGCUGAUGGCAGUAGCUCUGGACUGCAUCUACAACUGUGAACGGACUGACCAGCUCUUCCUUUGCUAUGACAUAUUAGAAUGUCUGCCACAGAGGGGAUAUGGCCCUAAGACAGAGGCAACCACCGCUCUUCAUGACAUGGUAGACCAGCUGGAGCAGAUUCUCAGCGUGUCAGAGCUUCUGGAGAAACAUGGCCUUGAGAAGCCAAUUUCAUUUGUUAAAAACACUCAGUCGAGCGCAGAAGAGGCGCGCAAGCUGAUGGUUAGACUGACCAGGCACACCGGUCGGAAGCAGCCCCCCGUCAGUGAGUCCCACUGGAGGACGCUGCUCCAGGACAUGCUGGCCAUGCAGCAGAGCGUUUACACGUGCCUGGAGUCGGAUGCUUGCUACGAGAUAUUCGCAGAGAGUCUCCUGUGUUCCAGUCGCCUUGAAAACAUCCACCUGGCUGGGCAGAUGAUGCACUGCUGCGCGGGCCCCGCACACCCGCCAGCGAGCGUUGCCCAGAGAGGGAAGGCCCCGCACAGGGUGAGCUACGAGGCCAGCGUCGACCUGGUGCUGGCUGCCAGCAGGGAGUACUUCAAUUCUUCCACCAGCCUCACCGACAGCUGCAUGGACCUGGCCAGGUGCUGCUUACAGCUGAUCAUAGACAAGCCCCCUGCCAUUGAAGAGGAGCUGGACCUUAUCCAAGCCGUCGGAUGCCUAGAGGAAUUUGGGGUCAAGAUCCUGCCUUUGCAAGUGCGACUGCACUCCGACCGGCUCAGCCUCAUCAAGGAGUGCCUUUGCCAGUCCCCCACGUGCUACAAGCAGUCCGCCAAGCUGCUGGGCCUCGCCGAGCUGCUGAGGGUCGCUGGUGAAGACCCAGAAGAAAGGCGUGGCCAGGUUCUGAUCCUUCUGGUGGAGCAAGCACUCCGUUUCCAUGACUACAAAGCAGCCAGUGUGCACUGUCAGGAGCUGAUGGCCGCAGGUUAUUCUAAAAGUUGGGAUGUUUGCAGCCAGCUAGGACAAUCAGAAGGGUACCAGGACUUGGCCACUCGUCAGGAGCUCAUGGCUUUCGCGCUGACGCAUUGUCCUCCCGGCAUCAUUGAGCCCCUGUUGGCAGCUAGCAGCUCCCUGCAGACAGAAAUUCUUUACCAAAGGGUGAAUUUCCAGAUCCACCGGGAAGGAGAGGAGAGUGUCAGUGCUGCGCCGUUACUUAGCAAAGCGCCGCAGGAGGAUGCAGCCGGCGCUCCCAGCAGCAGCUCAGCGGACCUGCUCCACUGGACCACGGCCACCACCAUGAAAGUCCUUUCCAACACCACGACCACCACCAGGGCGGUGCUGCAGGCCGUCAGCGACGGGCAGUGGUGGAGGAAGUCCUUGACGUACCUCCGGCCCCUUCAGGGGCAAGAAUUUGGUGACGCGUAUCGAAGCGGAACCAUAGCCAAUGAAGGUCUAGAAAGACAAGGCUGCCACCCUUUCUAUGAGUCUGUCCUCUCCAAUCCCUUUGUCGCAGAGUCCCAGGUGACCUACGGCACCUACCAGCAUGUCCCCGUGGAGAGCUUUGCGGAAGUGCUGCUGCGAACUGGCAAGCUGGCCGAGACGAAAACCGAAGGGGAGGAGGUGUUCCCCACGACAGAAGUUCUCUUGCAACUAGCAAGCGACGCGUUACCCAGUGACAUGACCUUGGCUCUCGCUUACCUCCUGGCCCUCCCGCAGGUGUUAGACGCCAACCAGUGCUUUGAAAAGCAGGCCCACUCGGCUCUGUCUCUCCACCUGGCAGCGUAUUACUACAGCCUGCAGAUCUAUGCCCGGCUGGCACCAUGCUUCCGGGACAAGUGCCAUCCUCUUUACAGGGCUGAUCCCAAAGAGCUAAUCACGACGGUCACCAGGCAUGUGACUCGACGUGGCCAUGAAGCCUGGCCCGAGGACCUGGCUUCGCUGACGGAGCAGUUGCACUACUACAACGAGCGGCUCCUGGACUUCACGCAGGCGCAGCUGCUCCGGGGCCUGCGGAAGGGGGUGGAUGUGCAGCGGUUCACCGCUGACGACCAGUACAAGAGGGAGACCAUCCUGGGCCUGGCGGAGACCCUGGAGGAGGAUGUCUAUGGGGUCGCUCUGUCUCUGGCGCAGCGCUACGGCGUCUCCUGCUGGGAGGUGUACAUGACCCACCUGGAGUUCUUGUUCAGCGACAGUGGUUUGUCCACAGUAGAAAUAGAAAAUCGAGCCCAAGCCCUUCAUCUCUUUGAGACUUUGAAGACAGACCCUGAAGCCUUUCACAAGCACAUGGUCAAGUAUAUCUACCCCACCAUCGGGGGCAUGGACCACGAGAGGCUGCUGUAUUAUUUCACCCUCCUGGAAGGCUGCGGCUGCGCAGAUCUGGGGAAGUACACCAUUAAACCGGAAACCCACAUUCGGCUGCUGAAGAAGUUCAAGGUGGUUGCAUCAGGUCUGAACUACAAAAAACUGACCGAGGAAGGCACGAGCCCCCUGGACGCACUGCAGCCGGUUCUUUCAAGUCAGAAUAUCUUAUCUAUUUCCAAGCUCGUUCCCAAAAUCCCGGGCGAGGACGGACGGAUGCUGUCCCCGAGCUCCCUGUACACCCUCUGGUUACAGAAGUUGUUCUGGACCGGAGACCCUCAGCUCAUCAAAGAAGCCCCGGCGUCCCCGCCCGAGUGGCUGCGCGCCUUCGAGGCCUGCACCAAGUACUUUGAUCGCCUGCACCCGGGGGACCUCAUCACUGUGCUGGAUGCAAUUACGUUUUCUCCAGAAGCUGUGACCAAGCUGUCUGUGGAAGUACGCAAGGAGAUGACGAACAAGGCUAUUAAGACAGUCAAACAUUUUAUUGAGAAGCCGCGGAAAAGAAAUCCGGAAGAGGACGUGCAGGAAGCUGGGCACUCUAAGGUGACCUAUGCAGACGCCUUGAGUCAUCUGGAGAAAUCCCUCGCUCACCUGGACACCCUGAGCCACAGCUUCAUUGUUUCUCUGCAGAACAGUGAGCAGGAAAUACUGCAGAAAUACAGUCACCUCUAUGAUCUCUCCCGGUCAGAAAGAGGGAAACUUCACGAUCAAGCCGUGGCCAUGUGUUUGGACGGUCAGCCUCUGGCGAUGAUUCAGCAGCUGCUGGCGGUGGCUGUGGGCCCCCUUGACCUCUCGCCCAAGGACAUAGUACAGAGUGCAGUGAUGAAAAUCAUUUCUGCGUUGAGCGGAGGCGGUGCCGACCUUGGUGGGCCCCGGGACCCACUCCAGGUCCUGGAAGGCGUCGUAGCAGCCGUCCGUGCCAGCGUGGACAAGGGGGAGGAGCUGGUGUCCCCCGAGGACCUGCUGGAGUGGCUGCGGCCUUUCUGUGCUGAUGACUCGCGGCCCGUGAGGCCCCGCGUGCACGCGCUGCAGGUCCUGGGACAGUCGUUCGAGCUGAGCGAGGAGGACGGCAGGCUCCUGGUGUUCUUCCGGACGGACGCCAUCCUCAAGGCCACGUGGCCCCAGCGGCAGGUGGCCGUGGCCGACGUGGACAGCGAAGAGAACCGCGGCGCCCUCUUCGCGGAGCUCCUGGAGUCCAGCUGCCGCGAGGUCGAGUUCCAGCACCUGGCGCUGCUCUUGCAGGCCUGGCCGCCCGGGAGCCCGGAGAGCGCAGCCAGCAUCACGGAUAACCCUUGGGUGAGGCUGGCUGCGGCCAUGCUGGCCAGGUGUACGUCGGAGAGCAGGGAGGCGCUGGGCGAGGAAGUUCUGAAGAUGUGCCGCUCCCUGUACAACACCAGGCAGAUGCUCCCUGCCCAGUGCGUGGAGGAGCUGAGUGCGCUGCUGCGGAGCCGGGCCCUGCUGCUGCCGUCCCUCAAGCUGCUGCUGGAGAGCCCGGAUGCCCGCCUUCACGCCGUGGCCCUGGAGCACGUGUCCGCCGUCGCCGAGGUGAAUGACUCCAACUGUGACCAGGAACUUCUCUCCCUGCUCCUGGACGCCAAGCUGCUGGUGCCCUGCCUCUCCACUCCCUUCUACCCGCGCAUCGUCCAGCACCUCCUGGCCAGCCCUCAGCCAGGGCGCUGGGACGCCGAGGGGCUGGCCCGGGACCUGCGGGAGGCUGGCCACGAGGCCGAAGCGGGGUCGCUCCUGCUGGCCGCCAGGGGCACGCAUCGGGCCUUGAGGACUUUCAGCACAGCCCUGGGCGCGAGCCGGCACUGGGUGUGACGCGGCCCAGGCCCACGCAGUCAGUCUCCAGUUUCCCUCCCAGCGGACCCGAGCACCCAGAGCCAGUGCUGGCCCGGAGGCAGCACCUGCCCCUGCUAAUGGUUCUGGGGGUCCCGCAAGUAGGAAAUAAAGAUCCAUGCUGAGCA
Messenger RNA from Myotis myotis, 7268 nucleotides. RefSeq names its product NBAS subunit of NRZ tethering complex (gene NBAS). Gene Ontology annotation, biological process: retrograde vesicle-mediated transport, Golgi to endoplasmic reticulum. Bases 1 to 7122 code for a protein of 2373 amino acids. Gene Ontology annotation, cellular component: Dsl1/NZR complex; endoplasmic reticulum membrane. Lineage: Eukaryota; Metazoa; Chordata; Mammalia; Chiroptera; Vespertilionidae. The transcript has 52 exons. The record is from RefSeq and is a predicted model, not a curated record. Gene Ontology annotation, molecular function: SNARE binding.